Amoebophrya sp. A25 is the source of this 302-nucleotide messenger RNA. The record is from the annotation of a GenBank genome assembly. Lineage: Eukaryota; Dinophyceae; Syndiniales; Amoebophryaceae.
GUUGAAAUCUCCAGCGAAGCAACCUGCGUCCCUGACGUUGAGAGAGAUGCGCGAGCGGAAUCUAACCCUUUUCGAGGAUAGCUUUCCAGGUGACGUAGAGCUCCAUGCCUCCGAUCCGAGCUUUUCUUUAGCCGUCAGUUCUGGAUCCGAAGUUGCACUACUCUUGCUCGACGUUCUCCGAGAAAUGUCACCCCCGGACAACAUAACGAACCUCAAUUCUGCGAAAACGACGACAGAUGAUGAUAAAGUAGAUAAUGUAAUUGUAAAUGUCAUUGGCAAGACUAACAAAGGGAUCAUGCGGC